GUGAAGCAGAAUGAGUCCUCAUCUCGCAGCACAGCUGCUGCAGCCGCGAAGAUAAUGAAGGCCGCCGAAACUCGCAAAAUCACGAAGGAUCGCCGUGAAGCAAAAAUCGCAGAACCGAGGGGGCAUCUCUCGCCCAAACAUCAGAAGAUGGUUGAGAACCUCGAAUCUGUAGUCGGCAAACCCGACGAAAAUCACCAGCAGAUGGACCCCAAUGAGUCCACCGUGGGGGGGAAACCUGAACAACUCGAACCUGCGGUCGUGGCCAAACAGCAUCUCUCGGCGGAGCACGAAAAAAUGGUGGAGGAAGUUGAAGCUGUAGUCGGAGAAGCCAAGCCGCCGAUGGGGCCAAACGAAAGUACCGUUGGGGAGAGGAAGCCAGCUGCACCCUCUGUCCAGGCGUGAGAAGGUUUUUUUACGACAGAGAUGAUGGUGAUGUCGUGUGGCGAUACGGAGCAGCCACCCACCAGUUUUUGGAUCAAGUUUUUUUGGCGUUGCCGAUAAUAAAGCUUAGUCAAGCGCAGACGACGUUCUUGGCCACAUAUUUGAGUCUAGGAACAGGAAGCGCGACCAGCUCUACCACUGUAUCUACUAGCUGCUAGCCUCUAAUAAUAUUACUGGCCACAGGCACCUCUGGCUAAUUCAUAGUAGCAACUUCUGAUUUAUUCACUUGCUGUUGCGUCCUCAUUUCGAUAUCCCAUCAAUGUUCUUGUAAAACGUAAAAGACCGGCACGAAAUAGUUGAGAUUCUGAUCGUGAAUCUUCACGGUGGUCCAG
Messenger RNA from Amoebophrya sp. A120, 773 nucleotides. The record is from the annotation of a GenBank genome assembly. NCBI's taxonomy places the organism in Eukaryota, Dinophyceae, Syndiniales, Amoebophryaceae.